AAAGAAAAAUAGAAUUGCAAUAAACUUUUGACAAGUGAAGUGCAUCUAAAAAUUAAAAGGUUUUUAUUGUUAUAACCUAUUUUUAAUGAUUUGGUGCUACAAAAGCGGAAAAUAUUUUAGAAUAAAGCGCAGGCUCAAUCCACUUUCAAGAUGAGCUUUUUGUUUGGGAGCAGGUCCAACAAGACCUUCAAGCCGAAAAAAAACAUUCCGGAAGGCACCCACCAGUACGACCUGAUGCGGCACGCUGCGGCCACGCUGGGCUCCGGAAACCUGCGCCUCGCGGUGCUGCUGCCCGAGGGAGAGGACCCCAAUGAGUGGAUUGCUGUCAACACCGUGGACUUCUUCAACCAAAUCAACAUGCUGUACGGCACCAUUACCGAGUUCUGCACCGAGGAGGCCUGCGCCGUCAUGUCCGCCGGCCCCAAGUACGAGUACCACUGGGCGGACGGACUGGCUGUCAAGAAACCCAUCAAAUGCUCUGCACCGAAGUAUAUUGACUAUUUGAUGACGUGGGCUCAAGAUCAGCUGGAUGAUGAGACACUCUUCCCUUCUAAGAUAGGGGUACCAUUCCCGAAGAACUUCCAGAGCAUUGCGAAGACGAUCUUAAAGAGGUUGUUCCGUGUGUACGCCCACAUCUACCACCAGCACUUCCCUCAGGUGGUAACGCUCGGCGAGGAGGCGCACCUCAACACGUCGUUCAAGCACUUCAUCUUCUUCGUGCAGGAGUUCAGCCUGAUCGAGCGGCGCGAGCUGGCGCCGCUGCAGGAGCUCAUCGAGAAACUCACCGCCAAGGAGGCCCGAUGAGGCCCGGUCGGUACGAGGAAUUACUCAAACUAACUUACACUUUAUG
Molecule: messenger RNA, 850 nt
Organism: Cydia splendana
Lineage: Eukaryota; Metazoa; Arthropoda; Insecta; Lepidoptera; Tortricidae
Gene: mats
Product: MOB kinase activator-like 1
Exons: 5
Coding region: 151-804 (217 amino acids)
Biological process (GO): hippo signaling; positive regulation of protein phosphorylation
Cellular component (GO): nucleus; cytoplasm
Molecular function (GO): protein kinase activator activity
Source: RefSeq, a predicted model, not a curated record